Molecule: messenger RNA, 648 nt
Organism: Linum tenue
Lineage: Eukaryota; Viridiplantae; Streptophyta; Magnoliopsida; Malpighiales; Linaceae
Source: the annotation of a GenBank genome assembly
AUGAAAUCUUCCCUUACCCUCUGCAUUUCCUUGUGCACUCUGAUCACGCUCUGCACAUCAGAAGAGUCCAAUCUUCAGGACACCUGCCCGACCGCUCCCACUGCAAAACAGGGGAUCUUCAUCAAUGGGUACCCUUGCAAGAAUCCUGCAAACGUCUCUGCUUCGGAUUUCAAGUCCUCGAAGCUCGACCGCCCAGGCAACACGGACAACUUCCUUCGCUCCGCGCUGACCCUGGUCACGGCCUCGGACUUCCCUGGCCUGAACACACUUGGGUUAGCCGCAGCCAGGACCGACCUCGACGUGGACGGUCUGCAGAUCCCCCACUCCCACCCGAGGGCAUCGGAGAUUGUGUUCGUCAGCAAGGGCGUCGUGCUGGUAGGGUUCGUGGACACGCAGAACCAGCUGUUCCAGAAGACGCUCAAGGCCGGAGAUGUGUUUCUGUUCCCGCGGGCGCUGCUGCAUUUCUGCUUGAACGCUGGGUACGACAAGGCGGUGAUCUUCUCGGUUCUGAACAGUCAGAAUCCUGGCGUGGUCAGGAUUGCUGACGCCAUGUUUCUUCAGGCUGAGGGAGACGUGAUGGAGAAGCUUGUCAGCAGAAUUAAAUCAUCCGCCGCCGCUUUGGAGAUGAGUGGCGGCGUGAUUACCUAG